AUGGUUCUGAACACCACCGCCAAGGCGCUCCUGAUGGCGUGCACCCUCUCGGCGCUGUCGGCCGGCAUGCCGCAGCUCGUCUACCCCGGCACGGAGACGGCGACGCCCACCCGGCGGACGCCCGGGCUCGAGGCCAGCGGCGACGGCAACGUGCUGCACGGGCGCGACCCGGGGCUGCCGCCGCCGGUCCUGACCAAGCGGACGAGCACGCGGACCAGCACGCAGACGGAGACGGAGGCCAGGGUGGCCGUGUGGCCCCGCGGCGAAUACAAGGCGGUGCAGACGCCGAGCAUCCUGCACGACCCGAAGCUCAAGCAGCAGAGCGCGUCCCCCGUCCCCGGCGCGACGCCCACGCCCAUCUUCGUCCUCAACCCGGUGCUCAAGGGCCCGCACGUGGCGGCCGUCAACGGCACCAUCCUCCCCAUUUCGCUGUUCGCGCCCAAGCGCCCGGGCGUGGCCAAGACCAACGGCACCCGGUGCAUACCGGUGGUAGCCACCGGCUGCGCCAACCCCGGGGGGUGGCCGGGGGCGAACUGGGCCUGGCUGGUCUCCAAGCUCCGGGGCUACCAGAAGAAGGGCCCGUGGGGCCAGGGAUACCAGAAGAAGGUGCAGGGCGGGGAGAAGAAGACGGAGGGCGGGGUGAAGAAGACGGAGGGCGGGGUGAAGAAGACGGAGGGCAAGGAGAAGAAGACGGAGGGCAAGGAGUGA
This is a messenger RNA of Hirsutella rhossiliensis, 708 nucleotides long. RefSeq lists its product as uncharacterized. The record is from RefSeq and is a predicted model, not a curated record. NCBI's taxonomy places the organism in Eukaryota, Fungi, Ascomycota, Sordariomycetes, Hypocreales, Ophiocordycipitaceae. The transcript has a single exon. The coding region runs from base 1 to 708 and encodes 235 amino acids.